GCUUCCGAUCGCGUUGCUAUUUGUAGGAGUUCCGGUGGUGACAAGAGGUAGUGUUUUGUCCGUCCUGAAGAGUCGCAAUGGCGGCGGUGGAUUCGGACGUCGAACCGCUGCAGCGUAGGGGUUUCCGCUGCCGCCUCUGCCACGUUACUACAGCCAACCGACCCAGCUUAGAUGCCCACUUGGGAGGCCGGAAGCACCAACACCUGGUAGAACUGAGAGCUGCUCGAAAGGCCCAGGGGCUUCGAAGUGUGUUUGUUAGUGGCUUUCCCCGGGAUGUGGAUUCUACUCAGCUGUCUGAGUACUUCCGGGCAUUUGGACCUGUGGCCAGUGUGGUCAUGGACAAGGACAAGGGAGUGUUUGCCAUUGUGGAGAUGGGGGACAUGAGUGCCCGGGAAGCUGUCUUGUCACAGCCUCAGCACAGCCUGGGAGGACAUCGCCUGCGGGUGCGGCCACGGGAGCAGAAAGAGUUCCAGAGGCCGACCUCCAAAUCCCCCAAGGGAGCGGCCCCUGACAGUCACCAGCUGGCCAAAGCGUUAGCUGAGGUCCCAGAUGUGGAGGCACAAAUGGUAAAGCUUGUGGGGCUGAGGGAGUUGUCUGAGGCUGAGCGGCAGCUUCGAAGCCUCGUGGUGGCCCUGAUACAGGAGGUCUUCACAGAGUUCUUCCCUGGCUGUGUGGUCCAUCCUUUCGGCUCUUCCAUAAACAGCUUUGAUGUCCAUGGCUGUGAUCUUGAUCUUUUCUUGGAUCUGGGUGAUCUGGAAGAGCCCCAGAAUAUUCCUCAGUUAGGGGGCAGCAGGAGAAGCAUGCACCCAGCUCAUUUCCCUCCGCAGCCAGCCCCAAAGGCUCCAGAGUCUCCAUCCUUGGACUCGGCCCUGGCAUCUCCACUGGAUCCUCGAGCUCUGGCCUGCACCCCAGCUUCCCCUCUGGACUCACAGCCUCCAGCUUCUCCCCAAGACUCAGAAACCCUGGACUUUGAAGUCCCUUCCUCCUCCCUGACACCCCAGACUCCAGACUCUGCUUUGGCUUCUGAGACCCUUGCCUCUCCCCAGUCCCUGCCUCCAGCCUCACCACUGCGGGAGGACCGCGAAGAGGGGGACUUGGGGAAGGCCCUGGAACUAGCAGAGGCCCUGAAGGGAGAGAAAGCAGAGGGGGCGGCCAUGCUGGAGCUGGUGGGAUCCAUUCUUCGGGGCUGUGUCCCCGGAGUGUACCGAGUCCAAACUGUGCCCUCUGCCCGACGCCCAGUGGUCAAGUUCUGCCAUCGGCCUUCAGGUCUCCACGGUGACAUCUCCCUCAGUAACCGGCUGGCCCUGCAUAACUCUCGUUUCCUGAAUCUCUGUUCUGACCUGGAUGGACGAGUACGACCCCUCGUGUACACCGUCCGCUGCUGGGCUCAGGGUCGAGGGCUGUCAGGGAGCGGCCCCCUUCUCAAUAACUACGCUUUGACCUUGCUCGUGAUCUAUUUCCUUCAGACCAGGGACCCUCCUGUGUUGCCCACUGUAUCCCAGCUCACCCAGAAAGCAGGUGAGGGUGAACAGGUGGAGGUCGAUGGCUGGGAUUGUAGUUUCCCCAGAGAUGCCUCAGGACUGGAGCCCAGUAUCAACAAGGAACCCCUCAGUUCCCUGCUCGCCCAGUUCUUCUCCAGCAUCUCUUGUUGGGAUCUUCGUGGCUCACUGCUGUCCCUGCGGGAGGGUCAGGCACUGCCUGUGGCAGGGGGCCUGCCCUCUAAUCUCUGGGAGGGUCUGCGCCUUGGCCCCAUGAAUCUCCAGGACCCCUUUGAUCUGAGUCACAAUGUGGCAGCCAAUGUGACCAGCCGGGUGGCCGGGCGGCUGCAGAACUGCUGCCAAGCAGCAGCUAAUUACUGCCGAAGCCUCCAGUACCAGCGCCGUUCCUCCCGGGGUCGGGACUGGGGGCUGCUUCCCCUUGUGCAGCCCAUCUCCCCCAGCUCUCUGCUGUCUGCAACACCCAUCCCCUUACUCCCUGCUCCUUUUACCCAGCUCACUGCUGCCCUGGUCCAAGUGUUAAGGGAAGCACUGGGGUGCCAAAUAGUACAGGGAACCAAGAGACUGUGGUCAGAGGGAGGUGGAACUGGGGAGUCUCCCCAGGGAGGAACGAGCAAGAGAUUUAAACUAGAUGGACAGAAAAAAAACUGUGAGGAGGGGCAGGAGGAGCAGCAAGGAUGUGCGGGGGACCACGGUGAAGAUGGGGUGGAAGAAAUGGUUAUAGAAGCUGGAGAGAUGGUGCAGGACUGGGCCGUGCAGAGCCCUCGGCAGCCAGGGGAGCUGCCCAUGACACCUCAAAGGCAUCUAGCCACCAGAGAAGAGAGGCAGUGGGGCCAUGCAGCAUUGGCAGAACAGGUGCCCAGAGGACCUGAGGCAGCCCAAGAAGGGUCUCAAGGUGAGACAGGGAACAGGAUGUUGCUCUCUUUAGUGAGCUGGCGCUGUAGCUUGGGGCACCGAGUGUGGCAGGGUCGGCGGCGUGCCCGGAGACGCUUGCAGCAGCAGACCAAGGAAGGAGGUGGCAGUGCUGGCAUAGGAGCAGAAUGGCUGGCGACUGAAGCACGGGUAACCCAGGAGCUGAGAAGACUGAGCAGUGGUGAACAGAGGCCAGAGGCAGAGCCAAUUCUAACUUUUGUGGUGUCUGCCUCCCAGGCUGACCAGACUCUCACUGUGAUCCCACUCCAGGAUUCUCAAGGCCUGUUCCCUGAUCUCCAUCAUUUCCUACAGGUUUUCCUCCCUCAGGCACUUAGAAAUCUCCUUAAGUUAAGAUAGGGACCUUAAAGGGCAAUAAAGCUGCUAGUUUAAUAAACA
Molecule: messenger RNA, 2804 nt
Organism: Manis pentadactyla (Chinese pangolin)
Lineage: Eukaryota; Metazoa; Chordata; Mammalia; Pholidota; Manidae
Gene: TUT1
Product: terminal uridylyl transferase 1, U6 snRNA-specific
Exons: 9
Coding region: 78-2765 (895 amino acids)
Cellular component (GO): mitochondrion
Molecular function (GO): poly(A) RNA polymerase activity; RNA binding
Source: RefSeq, a predicted model, not a curated record